Lotus japonicus is the source of this 1211-nucleotide messenger RNA. Its product is annotated as 14-3-3-like protein. The transcript is spliced from 4 exons. The record is from RefSeq and is a predicted model, not a curated record. Gene Ontology annotation, cellular component: cytoplasm. Gene Ontology annotation, biological process: signal transduction. Bases 165 to 944 code for a protein of 259 amino acids. Lineage: Eukaryota; Viridiplantae; Streptophyta; Magnoliopsida; Fabales; Fabaceae.
UCACACCACACCACCAUCCAAUCCCACCCUUUCGGUUUCCCCACAAACAAAAUUAGCACUACUACUUUAAGUUAACCCAAAACCGCUCUCUCAUUAUUUCCAUUCUCAUUCUCUCUCUAAACUCCCACCCUCUCUCUCUCCGAUCCAUUCCGUUAGAUCUCGCAAUGGCGGCCGCUCCCUCCCCUCGCGAAGAGUUCGUCUACCUCGCCAAACUCGCCGAACAAGCCGAGCGCUACGAGGAGAUGGUUGAGUUCAUGGAGAAGCUCUCCGCCGCCGUCGACGGCGAGGAACUCACCGUCGAGGAGCGUAACCUCCUCUCUGUUGCCUACAAAAACGUCAUCGGCGCUCGCCGUGCUUCCUGGCGUAUCAUCUCCUCCAUCGAGCAGAAGGAGGAGAGCCGCGGUAACGAGGAUCACGUCUCCAUCAUCCGUGACUACCGAUCCAAGAUCGAGUCUGAGCUUUCCAACAUCUGCGACGGGAUCCUCAAGCUUCUUGACUCCCGUCUCAUCCCUGCUGCUGCUUCCGGUGACUCUAAGGUGUUUUACCUCAAGAUGAAGGGCGAUUACCAUAGGUAUCUGGCUGAGUUCAAGACCGGUACUGAGAGGAAAGACGCUGCUGAGAGCACUCUUGCUGCUUACAAAUCUGCUCAGGAUAUUGCAAACUCUGAGCUGCCUCCUACUCACCCGAUCAGGCUGGGCCUUGCUCUGAACUUCUCUGUGUUUUACUAUGAGAUUCUGAACUCUCCUGACCGAGCUUGCAGCCUUGCAAAACAGGCUUUUGAUGAGGCCAUUGCUGAAUUGGAUACAUUGGGAGAGGAGUCAUACAAGGAUAGCACUUUGAUCAUGCAACUUCUCCGUGAUAACCUCACCCUUUGGACCUCUGACAUGCAGGAUGAAGGUGCAGAUGAAAUUAAAGAAGCCGCACCUAAACCUGAUGAACAGUAGCAGCAGUAAACCUAUUAUUCUGCAAAAUUAAUUAUGGAACUUCUCUUUUAUGAUGUAUUUAAAGGGAGAAGGUGCUGAUUGCUAAUCUCAAUGCUACUGAGAUUUUAGGCAUUCGUGGUCUUUGUGAUGAAUUAUGGAUUAUGGAUGCAUUGGGCUGUUUUAGUUUGUCCUUCCAUUUGUACUUGUUUUUGAAUUGCCUAUUUUCUUAACGACACUGAAAUUUCUGUCAUGCAAUUGGAAUAUCCAGAUUCCAUUCUAUUUAGCAAA